CCAUUUAUGGUGCACAUAAAUGAGAGACAAACAACAAAGUGCACCCAGUCGAAGCUACGAUCUCAGGAUGGAGAACAGCUGCUGGAAACUGAUCCUGGCCUUUGGGGUGCUGUUGGUCAGCACACAUGCAGAAGCUUCAUUUUCCAGGCGCAUGGAAGACUUCAUCAAAGCGGUGCAGCAGGUGGAAGAUGAGGAUCCUGGGUCGGAGCCAGUAGCUGUGCUGAAGAGGCUGCGGAGGGCAGCUGGCCUUAAUGAUGCAUUCAUCCAGCACUUCCUUGCAAACGCCAACUCCAGCGGUCCCGAACUGAAUGCCAACCGCUCAGAUUACAUUAGCAAGGUUGUGCAUCACCGGGUGACAGAGGACGGCAAAGAGGAAGGAGUGGUUCUGACUCCUGAUGGUACCACUGUCGCCCUCAGGCAGCUCCUCCUGGGCAUCGAGGCUGGUCUCCUGUCCAAACAUCAGGGGCGUGUUAGAGGUCUCUACCAACUCACUCUGGCCAGAGAUCUCAGCCUUUCUCUGCGCUCUCUGUCUCAGCGCCUUGGGUCAGACGGCUGCUGGGACAACAUCAGCUCUCCCCAGGUGUUCACCCUCUCAGACAGCCCCUCUCUGCUCACCACCGCUCAGGUCAACGGAGGCAUGGACGGCGUGGUGUUGGGGAUGGAGGUCUCUGCCAAACCCAGACGUCCCCUCAAGCUGAGCAGUCUGCUGACAGAGUACUACUGCCACCAGCUGGACAGCAGAGGGCUGGACGCCGCCCCUCGCCUCAUCAGCCAACGCCGCAGGGAGAACUUCAAAACGCUGGUUGUCCCUCCGGUGUUGGUCAGACAUGUGGUGAAAUCAGAAGAGCUGCAGCAGAGGCUGACGGGACGCUCUGAGAUGGAGGCGAAGAAGAAAAGGCAACUGACGGCUGCGGUGAAGGAGGGAAUGAAGGAGUUUGUCCACAUGUACAUGGAAUGUCCACCCAUCAUCCCUCGGUGUAUGUGGGAUGCAAAACCAUACAAAGGAACACCCACCAUCCUGUCUCUGCCUCUGUCCUUCCUGUUCAUCCACCACACUGCCACUCCAAGCCAGCCCUGCCUCACCUUCGAGCAGUGCUCUGCAGACAUGCGCUCCAUGCAGCGCUUCCACCAGGAAGACAGAGGCUGGGAUGACAUAGGAUACAGCUUCGUCGCAGGCUCUGAUGGGAACAUCUACGAGGGCCGAGGGUGGCACUGGCAAGGAGCCCACACCUAUGGACACAACUCCAAAGGCUUCGGAGUCUCCUUCAUUGGAGACUACUCCUUCAGACUGCCCUCUCAGCACUCCAUGGGGCUGGUCAGAGAUCAGCUGGCGUCCUGUGCUGUUGGCGGUGGGCGACUGGUAGCUGAUUUCACCCUGCAGGGCCACAGACAGGUGGUGGACACUUCUUGUCCUGGAGAUGCCCUCUAUGCUGAGAUAAAAACCUGGGCACACUUUGGGGAGGUCAAGAAACAAGAAUGAUCUCCUCAACAAGAGGAAGAGCCUUCAAUACUUCAAAAAAAAAAAUCACACAAUAAAUAACAUUUCUAUGUG
Molecule: messenger RNA, 1552 nt
Organism: Amphiprion ocellaris (clown anemonefish)
Lineage: Eukaryota; Metazoa; Chordata; Actinopteri; Pomacentridae
Gene: pglyrp6
Product: peptidoglycan recognition protein 6
Exons: 5
Coding region: 20-1480 (486 amino acids)
Biological process (GO): defense response to Gram-positive bacterium; peptidoglycan catabolic process; detection of bacterium
Molecular function (GO): N-acetylmuramoyl-L-alanine amidase activity; peptidoglycan binding; zinc ion binding
Source: RefSeq, a predicted model, not a curated record